AUGGCAAAAGAUAUAGCAGAUAGUCUCCUCUACCUUGAUAGCGCGCGGGCAAUGUGGGUCGACCUCCAUGAUCGAUUCCAACAAAGCAACGCCCCUCGCAUUUUUCAGCUGAAACAAAUGAUGAACAACUUACCUACUUCGGUAUGUUGUUGUGGAGGAAUGAAAGACUGGAAUGAUUAUAUAGAGCAGGAAUUCGUUAUGCUCUUCUUAAUGGGACUCAACGAUUCUUACACGUCCAUAUGGAGCCAAAUCCUCAUGAUGGAAACACCUCAUUCCAUCUCGAAAGUCUUCAGUCUCGUGAUUCAGGAGGAGAGACAUCAGGUUGUCGCAAACGCCAUUGGAACAGAGGCAUUCAGCGGCGCGAUGGAAUCUGCCAAUGUUGCCCUAACACAGGGAGGAAGAAGAAGGCCCACGUGUACCCAUUGUGGGCUUCUGGGCCAUGUAGUGAACCAAUGUUAUAAACUACAUGGGUACCCGCUUGGCUAUUGGUCCAAAUCCAAAGGCACAUCUGGGUCAUCUACUACCACUAAAGCCCAACAACGUGGAUUUUCACAAACCGGAUCUUCACAAAUCGGGUCUUCACUAAAAUUCGUUGGGUUACAAUCUUCUUCUUCCCCGAAUGUCUCCUCCACUGUUGUUCCCACUGGUUUCAUCGGCGUGCCGUCUGCCACCUCUAGUUCUGCUGCCUCUGUUAUGGCUCUUUGA
Messenger RNA from Carica papaya (papaya), 705 nucleotides. The record is from RefSeq and is a predicted model, not a curated record. NCBI's taxonomy places the organism in Eukaryota, Viridiplantae, Streptophyta, Magnoliopsida, Brassicales, Caricaceae.